Molecule: messenger RNA, 1458 nt
Organism: Penicillium daleae
Lineage: Eukaryota; Fungi; Ascomycota; Eurotiomycetes; Eurotiales; Aspergillaceae
Product: Saf4/Yju2 family protein
Exons: 3
Coding region: 1-1458 (485 amino acids)
Biological process (GO): mRNA splicing, via spliceosome
Cellular component (GO): post-mRNA release spliceosomal complex; U2-type spliceosomal complex
Source: RefSeq, a predicted model, not a curated record
AUGAAAGUUGCUGCUUCAACGAUUAGAAAGAACGAACGUGGAAGGCCUCAGGCGGGAUCAGGCGGGACCAUUGAAAGGAUGAUUAAGAACAUUCUUAAGUCCGUUAAAUCCGGCCGCCACACUUCAAUCCACCGCCUUUGGAAGCCUUGGUUUGACAUCUCCGUCGCUGUUGAGCCAACUGGAGCUAGCUGGCUACUAGCAGCCUCCACAGACCUCUCAUACGCCUUCAAACCGCGCGCGACUUGCCUCUUCAACUUGACAGGGCCACGAGGGCCAUCAACGUUCAAGAUGCAAGGAUUUAAUAUGGGACGGUCCAUAUGUCCCCCGGACCAAGAAGGCGUCACAUCUGCAAACAAGCUCGCCGGCAAACAUCCCCUCGGCGCGCGUGCACGCCACCUCCACACAACAGGCGCCCUAAUCGUCCGAUUCGAGAUGCCCUUCGCGGUAUGGUGCACAACCUGUAAACCAAACGAGACAAUCAUCGGCCAAGGCGUUCGCUUCAAUGCCGAAAAAAAGAAAAUCGGCAAUUACUACUCAACGCCCAUCUACAGCUUUCGCAUGAAACACACCGCAUGUGGAGGAUGGAUCGAUAUUCACACCGACCCCAAGAACACGGCUUACGUUGUGGUGGAGGGAGGGAGGAAACGAGAUACCGGUGAAGACAAGGAGCUGCAGCCUGGGGAGAUCCUUAUUCGCGGACACGCGCAGGAUCCGGCGGAGAAAGACCCGUUUGCGAAGCUGGAGGGGAAGAUAGAGGAUAAGCGGCGCGCACAGACGGAGUCUAGUCGGAUCUUGGAGUUGCAGCAGCGACAGAGUCGGGAUUGGGAGGACCCUUAUGAGAAAUCGAGGCGGUUGCGGCGCACGUUCCGUGCGGAGCGGAAGGGGUUGGAGAAAUUGGAGGCGAAUCGGGAGGCUUUAAAGGAGAAGAUGAGUUUGGGGAUUGAUCUGGUUGACGAGACGGAGGAGGAUCGUUUGCGAGCUGGGAUGGUGGAUUUUGGAGAUGAUCAGUCCUCGGUCGGAGUGGAGGCUGCGCGUGCAACUCGGGUUCGACCUAUGUUUGAGACGGUGGACUCAAAGAGCUCCUUGGACGGUGAGAGACGGGAUAAGGACAGAAAGAGGUCACAAAGGACACGGACAGCAGAUCUUAUUGAGCAGCGGAAGGCGUCUCUGCGCAAAGAGUUGAAGGGGAACACACGCGCUGCAGUGGAUCCUUUUCUCAAAGAUGUGGGAGAUUCGCAGGAUAUCUGGAAACCAGGUGUUAAGAGAAAGAGGCCUUCUUCUACAACAGCGAUACCUCGAGCUACUUUGGAGAAGCCGACGAACGCAGAGGCCAAGGAAUCGACGGACACAAAGAGUGGCCUGGUUGAACGUGAAGUUUCCUUUGAAAAGGAUGUUGAACAUUCAAGACCUGCAUCAAAAACCCCAACAUUGGUGGGAUAUGAUUCCGACACGGAGUAA